GUUUACUGUAGACUCCAACUGCUAGAUUGUGUUCACUACCAAACACAAACAUAUAUCCAGUCAGGCAGUCGAUGGCAGAUUCUACCGGAAGCAACCAGGGUAACGAGAUAGAUGAAAACGGAGCAGUUGGUGGUGAAGAUACUGUUGAUGAUGUAAUCAUUGAACAAGGAGCUGUUGUUUUUCGAGGAUAUGUUGUAGAGGCAGCUCGUGUGGAUAACCAAGAAUUUGUCAUUGCUCCGGAGGAUUUAGGAGGGAGACCAAAUGAAGGACAGGACAGUCAAGUGAAAGACAUUGUAAGAAAUUUAAUUGAAAUAGCUGAUGAGCUGAAUAGAAAUGCUGAACUGGAAAGUCUUCUCAGCAGGGUUGAGUUUGACUCGGCAGAGAGUUUGUUUUUCACUGUGGCAAGGAAGAUUUUUGAAGACGGUAUUAACUGGGGACGAGUGGUGGCUCUUUUUCACUUGGCUUACAAACUUAUAAUCAAGGCAAUCACAAGAGACCGCAAUGAGAUUAUUCAAACGAUCAUUGGCUGGGUAUUAAAUUUCAUUGGAGAACACGUUUCACGCUGGAUCAGAGAGCAUGGAGGAUGGGAGGGUGUCCGGAAUUAUUCCCAGAAUCUGAGGUGGCAGAAUGUGGCUAUAUUUGCUGCUGCAGUUCUCACAGGUGUCUUGGCAUACUGGAAGAUGUCCAGCUGAUUUUUAGAAAAGAGACCUGAGUGGAAAAAGGUUAUAUUUCAUGUAAUUAAAGAACCAUGAAUACUGACAGCUAGGAGAGAACAGAGACAAAUAUGAUCAAAGGAACUAUUUAGGAAUUUGUUGUCAUAUUGUGAAAUGGUAACUCUCAGGAAUUAACAACCUGUGGAAUGUUUUUUUUUUAAUAACAUACACUGGACUAUCUUCAUAGAAGCUGGAACUGGCAGACAGUUUGAAUUUUUUGGUUAAUCUGAAGUUUUGAUCUUGUUGUCUAUUAUGAUGGGACACCUUACUAAGCUCAUUUGUAUAGCUUUAUAUAUAAUCUUCAACCUCUACAGUGUAGGAAAUAUAUUGUGGUCAUAUAUAAGGCUUCUGUAUUAAUAGAGAAGUGGAAUGUGUGUAUUUUGAGGUGUUUACAGUUUGGUCCUUUAUAUUACUUAUUUUAUUGUAAAGUUAACAGUUUGACUAAUGGAAUCAAAUGUAUUUUUACAGCUUUUACAAUUUUUUAUUUAGUCGUUUGUCUUAUUGCCUUAGCAAGGUUGGUUUCGGUUAAAUUACUACAGUAACUAUGCUUAUAAUGUUUAAUGAAAACUAGAACACAUUCUGAGCCUGAUGAAAAUAGGCAUUUUUCAAUUUUUCCUUCUUUACUGGAAUUAAGGUCAGCCUCAGGAGUACAAAAUGCAUAUUGUAUUCAAUAAUGUUAAAUAGAAUCUGAUGCUGCUCUCUAAGUAGAAACACUUUUAUGCUGCAUUAUAUAAUAUGUAAGUAUUUAUCUCCUAGGGUCUGGAACUGGAUUUUUAGUAAUAAAUAAUGAAAAGCUCUGUGA
Messenger RNA from Lepisosteus oculatus (spotted gar), 1515 nucleotides. Its product is annotated as Bcl-2_like domain-containing protein. Gene Ontology annotation, cellular component: mitochondrial outer membrane. Lineage: Eukaryota; Metazoa; Chordata; Actinopteri; Semionotiformes; Lepisosteidae. Gene Ontology annotation, biological process: positive regulation of apoptotic process; release of cytochrome c from mitochondria; extrinsic apoptotic signaling pathway in absence of ligand. The record is from RefSeq and is a predicted model, not a curated record. Gene Ontology annotation, molecular function: protein heterodimerization activity; channel activity; protein homodimerization activity.